AUGUAUUUCAAUACAGGUAUAAACAAUCUUCAAUAUAUUUGGAAUAAAAAUGAAGGUCAAUGUAAUGUUAUGGUUGAAUCUAAUUUUGAAAAAUUCCAUGAAAAAAUUGAUCUUACAUUAUUAAAUCGUUUACCACGUUCUUUAACGCCAAUUUUAUGGGAAACAAGUUUUGUUUCUGUUUAUUCAAAAAAUAAUCCUAAUUUAUUAUUUAAUAUGUGUGGUUUUGAAUCUUGUCUUUUACCUAAAAGACUGUUCAUACAUGAAGAAUUUGUACAUAAAGAUGAUGUUUGGAAUUUACAAAAUGAAAUAACAAAAGAACGUACAGCACAAUGUUUUUUACAUGUUGAUAAUCAAUGA
Messenger RNA from Rotaria sp. Silwood2, 357 nucleotides. The record is from the annotation of a GenBank genome assembly. NCBI's taxonomy places the organism in Eukaryota, Metazoa, Rotifera, Eurotatoria, Philodinida, Philodinidae.